Messenger RNA from Chilo suppressalis (striped riceborer), 675 nucleotides. Lineage: Eukaryota; Metazoa; Arthropoda; Insecta; Lepidoptera; Crambidae. The record is from the annotation of a GenBank genome assembly.
AUGGCGGGCGAGGCUGCGGGCACGUCGCGUGGCCUCCGCGUCUACAAGAUCGUGGUGCUGGGCGACGGCGGAGUCGGCAAGUCUGCUGUCACCCUGCAGUUCGUCAGUCACAGUUUCUUAGACUACCAUGACCCUACUAUCGAGGAUUCAUAUCAGCAGCAAGCAGUAAUUGAUGAUGAGCCAGCUUUACUGGACAUAUUGGAUACUGCUGGUCAGGUGGAGUUUACAGCCAUGCGGGAGCAGUACAUGAGAUGCGGCGAAGGCUUCGUGCUUUGCUACUCGGUGACGGACCGGCGCUCCUUCCGCGCCGCCGCCGAGUACCGCCGUCUGCUGGCACAGGCGCGCCCCGCGGAGCGCCUGCCUUUAGUGUUGGUUGGGAAUAAGCUGGAUCUCGCACCACGAUUUAGACAGGUCACUACUGAGGAAGGCAAGGCUCUGGCCACGCAGCUGGGAUGUCCAUUCUUCGAGACUUCAGCGGCGUUGAGGCACUUCGUCGACGACGCGUUCUACGCGCUAGUGAGGGAGAUACGACGGCUCGAGAGACAAAGACAGUCUUCCUUGCUGGGUACGGGCAUAUCGACAGGCGGAGGCGGGGGUCGAAGGCGCUGGCGUCGCCUGCGUAGCAUAUUCGCGCUCGUGUUUCGACGUCGUCGCCGACACCACGCUGGCCCCUAG